AUGCAGAGAGAGUGGACGAGGGCUUUCCACUGUGUCAAUGCAGGUUUGCCUCUGAGGCUGGUGAAUGGAAGUGACCGGUGUCAGGGUCGUGUGGAGGUCCUGUACCAAGGCUACUGGGGCACCGUGUGUGACGACGACUGGGACAUCCAGGAUGCAGAUGUUGUCUGUCGGCAGCUCGGCUGUGGCCUUGCAGUGUCGGCGCCGGGCGGGGCCCACUUUGGUCAGGGCUCGGGGAACAUCCUCUUGGGCUUUGUAUACUGCUCAGGGUGGGAGCCCUACCUGUCAAGCUGCUUCCACAGUGGGUGGUACAACCACGAAUGUGGCCACAGGGAAGACGCCGGAGCCGUGUGCUCAGCUUCUUUGUCUCCCACUGAGGCAUCCCUGGCAACAACUGAGGCAGAAGACACCACCUGGACCACCGACUAUGCAACUUCAACAAUAGGUACAGACACCACCUGGAUCCCCAGCUAUACAACUUCAACAGGAAGAACAGACACCACCUGGAUCCCCAGCUAUGCAACUUCACCAGCAGGAACAGGGACUCCGUCAGGUUUGGCCCUGAGGCUGGUGAACGGCGGUGACCGGUGUCAGGGCCGCGUGGAGGUCCUGUACCGAGGCUCCUGGGGCACCGUGUGUGACGACGAGUGGGACACCAACGAUGCCAACGUGGUCUGCAGGCAACUGGGCUGUGGCUGGGCCACGUCGGCCCCAGGAAAUGCGCGGUUUGGUCAGGGCUCAGGGCCGAUUGUGCUGGACAACGUGCGCUGCUCCGGGCAUGAGUCCUACCUGUGGAGCUGCCCUCACAAUGGCUGGAACUCCCACAACUGUGUCCACUCAGAGGACGCAGGUGUCAUCUGCUCAGCUGCUCAGUCCUCAUCUACAGUCUAUCCAGGCACCUGGCCCACCUCAUCCACACCUGUACGGCCGACAACAGGGAAUGAAACAGGUUUGGCCCUGAGGCUGGUGAGUGGCGGUGACCGGUGUCAGGGCCGCGUGGAGGUCCUGUAUCAAGGCUCCUGGGGCACCGUGUGUGAUGACAGCUGGGACACCAAUGACGCCAACGUGGUGUGCAGGCAACUGGACUGUGGCUGGGCCAUUUUGGCCCCAGGAAACGCCCAGUUUGGUCAGGCUGUACCAAGGCCUACUACUACCCCAGGCUGGUGGUACCCAUCUACUACGACCAGUGAUGGGACUCCGUCAGGUUUGGCCCUGAGGCUGGUGAACGGCGGUGACCGGUGUCAGGGCCGCGUGGAGGUCCUGUACCGAGGCUCCUGGGGCACCGUGUGUGACGACGAGUGGGACACCAACGAUGCCAACGUGGUCUGCAGGCAACUGGGCUGUGGCUGGGCCACGUCGGCCCCAGGAAAUGCGCGGUUUGGUCAGGGCUCAGGGCCGAUUGUGCUGGACAACGUGCGCUGCUCCGGGCAUGAGUCCUACCUGUGGAGCUGCCCUCACAAUGGCUGGAACUCCCACAACUGUGUCCACUCAGAGGACGCAGGUGUCAUCUGCUCAGCUGCUCAGCCUCAGACCACGUUCCAGCCAGACACCACCUGGAUCCCCAGCUAUGCAACUUCACCAGCAGGAACAGGCACCUGGCCCACCUCAUCCACACCUGUACGGCCGACAACAGGGAAUGAAACAGGUUUGGCCCUGAGGCUGGUGAGUGGCGGUGACCGGUGUCAGGGCCGCGUGGAGGUCCUGUAUCAAGGCUCCUGGGGCACCGUGUGUGAUGACAGCUGGGACACCAAUGACGCCAACGUGGUGUGCAGGCAACUGGACUGUGGCUGGGCCAUUUUGGCCCCAGGAAACGCCCAGUUUGGUCAGGCUGUACCAAGGCCUACUACUACCCCAGGCUGGUGGUACCCAUCUACUACGACCAGUGAUGGAAGCCCUCCAGCAACGCACACUCCUGUUCACACUGCCACCCGCCCAAACACAGAUAAUUCCUGCGGAGGCUUCCUGUCCCAGCCAUCCGGGUACUUUUCCAGCCCGUUCUAUCCUGGGAACUAUCCAAACAACGCCAGGUGUCUGUGGGAUAUUGAAGUCCCAAACAACUACCGUGUGACUGUUGUCUUCAGAGACGUCCAGCUUGAAGGUGGCUGCAACUACGACUAUAUUCAGGUGUUUGAUGGCCCCUCCCACAGUUCCCCUCUGAUUGCCCGUGUUUGUGAUGGAGCCAAGGGCUCCCACACUUCCUCAUCGAACUUCAUGUCCAUUCGCUUUGUCAGCGAUGGCAGCAUCACGAGGAGGGGCUUCCAGGCCGAGUACUACUCCAGCCCUUCCAAUGAUAACACCAAGCUGCUCUGUCUGACAAACCACAUGCAAGCCAGCGUAAGCAGGAGCUACCUCCAAUCCCUGGGCUAUUCUUCCACGGACCUUGUCAUUUCCACCUGGAACGAAAGCUCCCGGUGUCAGCCCCAAAUAACAGCCAGCCAGGUGACGUUCACAAUUCCAUACUCGGGCUGCGGCACCAUUGAGCAGGCAGAUAAUGAUACCAUCACCUAUUCCAACUUCCUCAAAGUAACUGUUCCAAGUGCCAUCAUCAAGAGGAAGAAGGAUCUCCGCAUUCACGUCAGCUGCAAAAUGCUCCAGAACACCUGGCUUGACACCAUGUACAUUGCUAACGACACCAUCGAUGUCAACGAAGUGCAGUACGGCAAAUUUGUCGUGAACAUUUCCUUUUAUACAUCUUCUUCAUUUUUGUAUCCAGUGACCAGCAGCCCGUACUACGUGGACCUGAACCAGAACUUGUACCUUCAGGCUGAGAUCGUCCAUGCCGACACCAACCUGUCCUUGUUUGUGGAUACCUGUGUGGCGUCCCCCUAUUCCAAUGACUUUACAUCUUUAACUUACGAUCUAAUCCGGAGUGGGUGCCCGAGGGACAGCACCUACCAGUCUUUCUCGCGGCCGUCGCCUCGCGUCGCUCGCUUCAAGUUCAGUUCCUUCUACUUCCUGAGGCGUUUCCCCUCCGUGUACCUGCAGUGUCAGAUGGUGGUGUGCAGGGCCGACGACGCCUUCUCCCGCUGCCGCCGAGGCUGCGUCGUGAGGUCCAAGAGGGACGUGGGCUCCUACCAGGAGAAGGUGGACGUCGUCCUGGGACCCAUUCGGCUGCAGGCCCCGCGCCCCGAGAAGAGGAGCCUGGCUAAGCGGCGGGCCUCCCGCCCCUAGGCCUGUGACCCGAGGGGACCCGGGAUGUUUCUGUUGGUGUCACGUUCCACCCACCACGUGCCAGGCCUGCUGUGCUCCGCGGGCCGACGUGGCGUUAGAGAGCUCGCCUCUCGCCUUCUUCCCCGGGCUCCCGGUCUGCGCGGGACCCCCUGUGGGGCUUGGUCCAGGGAGUUCUGGUCUGUAACCCAGACACACGUGACGCCUGUGUCCUCUGGGUUCUGAACGCCCCAAACCUCAGUGCUUGUCUGUGAAACACGAAUGUUAAUAUCUGCCGGUUAGGACUGCUGAGGGGGCGCAAUAAAGUAACGUUAGUGCA
Messenger RNA from Ailuropoda melanoleuca (giant panda), 3484 nucleotides. It is a transcript of the gene DMBT1, whose product is annotated as deleted in malignant brain tumors 1. The transcript is spliced from 25 exons. The record is from RefSeq and is a predicted model, not a curated record. The coding region runs from base 1 to 3168 and encodes 1055 amino acids. Lineage: Eukaryota; Metazoa; Chordata; Mammalia; Carnivora; Ursidae. Gene Ontology annotation, biological process: defense response. Gene Ontology annotation, cellular component: extracellular matrix; membrane.